AUGAACGAACUUAAUCAUCUGACUCCAGACCACCACUACCACCACGCGCAACAACAACAACAGAAGCAGCAGCACCACCUGACACACCCAUCUACUAUCAACAAGAUGACUUCAAUAACUCCGGCUAUCGCAUCAUCAUCAUCUCCGAAUGACUCACCAUCAAUACACGAUUUAAUACAAGAUGACGAUAAUGCGUCAAUGGAAAUCUUUAAAAUGUAUCAACACAAGAGUUAUCUACCUCAUAAUCAAAGGAUAUCCAAUUUGGCUUGGAGAAUACAAAAUAAAAAAAUACUUGUUAAUAACAAUAGUACAAGAACUAACACCGGUGAUAAGGAUGCUAGUGGUAAAGUCACCACCAAUGCAGGUGUAUCUAAACCAAUGGUUAGAAGAGACUCAGGAUCCAAGAAUAAUACCUUAAAAGGUGGUGCCAGUACAACCACUGCGUCAGCAUCAAACAUUCUUGAUAAUUUAAACAAAUCCGCAACAGCAACAGCAACAGCACCAUCAUCAAAACCAGAGGCUACUAACACUGCUGAUAACGAGACAGCUUUAGAUGAUUUUGACUAUGUGGCUCAUAUACGAAGAAUAAGUCAAGAAGAAUCAAAACUGGAUUUAAUAAAUGUAAGAAAUAAAAACAAUGGUGGUGGUAGUGACAACAAUACCAAAGAUGAACAUUCUGGCAACUACCUAUCCACUUAUAUCAACAACCUUGAAUCUAAUUUGAAAAACAGCUCUCAGUUUCAACGACCUGGGUCCACAACUACAACUGCUACAUCAAUCAGUCAAGUUUCGCCAACUAAUAUACAACAUAGUAAAUCAAUAUCUGGUAUAUCAGCUCCAUUCAUAACAAAGUCUACAACGUCAUCUUCUUCCUCAUCGUUAACACCAGGUGCAUCACAACCAGUAACCGCAGCGACCAAAAAAACCACAAGUACCAUAUCACCAAACUCAAUUUCAGCAAUGCCAAUGGGUGGCAGAAAUAAUGGUUUACUUAACGAUGGACGCAAGAAGAUCUUACAAUGUACCAAUUGUGAAACCAGGACAACUCCAUUGUGGAGAAAAUCAAAUAAUGGUGAUUUACUAUGUAAUGCAUGUGGUUUGUUUUAUAAGUUGCAUGGAACAUUAAGGCCAUUGAGGAAUAACAACAAUAAUAACAAUAAUACAAGUUAUGCAGUUGGAGAUGUAAAUAAGUUUAAAAUGAAAAACAGCGAUGAUAAAAUUAUUGGCAAUACAAAUAUCAAUCUACUUUCAUCAGAGUACACCAUUGGAAAUGGAGGAGAAGGUAAGCGUGAUGCCAAUAGCAACAAUAGAGGCCUUGAUGGAUGUGUUGGCUCUGCAUCAGCACCACUUCCGAAUCACUUUCCCCAAUCACAAUCACAACCGCAACAUCAUCUUCACCACCAUCACCACCACCAUCACCAUCAUCUUGAUCCAACUAGUGAACAAAGUGAUUUAAACGCCGAUAUGGAUCUUGAUUCACAUUUUAAUCACAAUAUCCAACAUGAACGAGAAGAGAGGAGUCAGGGAGAGGAUAAUAGCACCAAUGCUAAUACGUCGUUUACAACCCAACAAAUUGAUAAAUUAUUGAAUUUAAACCUAUUUCAAUCUGAUUUCACGUCAAAUGGAAAUACUAAUGAGAUGUUGUUUCAGCAAGAAUCACCAUUCCACCAAAACCAACAACAACAUCACCACCAACAUCAUGAUGAGUUUGAUUUGUUGGAUCCUAAUGGACUACCACCACCUUCAUCAUCUAAUGAUGCCUCAUUGGGUGGUGGUAGUAGCAUAGCUCAUGAUAAUAGUAAUGUUAUUUUUACAGGAAGUUCCAAUAAUCACACUAAUCAUUCUGAAAGUCAUACUCCUAGUCAGUUUAUGGGUAAUACAUCUACUCAAGAUGCUGAUAAUUGGAAUUGGUUACAAUUCUAG
Lodderomyces orthopsilosis Co 90-125 is the source of this 1923-nucleotide messenger RNA. RefSeq lists its product as uncharacterized. Gene Ontology annotation, biological process: negative regulation of transcription by RNA polymerase II; positive regulation of transcription by RNA polymerase II. The record is from RefSeq and is a predicted model, not a curated record. Lineage: Eukaryota; Fungi; Ascomycota; Pichiomycetes; Serinales; Debaryomycetaceae. The coding region runs from base 1 to 1923 and encodes 640 amino acids. The transcript has a single exon. Gene Ontology annotation, molecular function: RNA polymerase II cis-regulatory region sequence-specific DNA binding; zinc ion binding; DNA-binding transcription factor activity, RNA polymerase II-specific.